AUCACCGUGAAAUUUUCUUUCAGCGCACACGAAUUUGGCUAGCGGACAUUCAUCACAGAAAUCUAAUCGUUCAAUAAACCUGGAUAAUUCUCUUGAAAUUGAUACCGUUUUUGCUUAAUAAAUAAAUCAAUAAAAAAGAUGGCGACCGCUACAGUGGUAACUGCUGCGCUGGCUCAAGAGAAGAUCUGGCUUGAUAAGCCAUCCUACGAUAAAGCAGAACGACAAUAUUUCGAGAAAAUGGCCAAGCUUGGAACAUGUUUUAAGGUGGUGUCUCGUAAGGUUGCGGGAGGCUGCACGCUUAAAUGUGACAAUCUUGUAACCGAUAAAUACCAAGAUUUAAUAAGUACUAACACUCUCAAGUCUAAGGCCGAGAAAUCUAAGGACAACAAAUCGCUAGCUUUCGAGAACGAAACGAAUGAGAAUGCGAAACGUUCCAAAUGCCAAGCUAGAAAUACAAAAACUAAUAAAGAUGCCGUGGACGUAUGUAACAUGCAAAACAAGCAAAAUUUAAUGGCGAAUGAGAAAUCCAAUAGCGCGAAAGAUAACGUGAAAGAGAAGGAGAGUAUUUCUCCAAACGGGAACUCCAAGAAAUAUAACGCGAAGGAGGCUAAGGAGAAAAAGAACAAGGAAGAUACGAAAAACAAGAGCAGAGAAAACGGAGGAAAUGAUAUUGGUGGAAAUAAAGAAACUUCAAUGCCAUUCGCGAGGAAUAAAGAACAAUUGCCUGAGCAGGGAACUCAACAGUCCAAUUGCGCAAUCUUACCUCCUGUUGUUGGAAGUUUGGCCAACGAGGUCGCCAAGGCUCGACAGCAUAUUAAACAGUCUUUACAGUGUAUGGACGAUGUUAUAGCGCUUACUGAUAUGUCACAUCAAGACGUUACGCCACGCAUAGCAAAUAUCGAGAAACAUAAUAAAGAACUACAAGACGUCGUUCAAGAUCUAGAGGCUAUACUGGAUAAAUUGGAGAAACGUGUGACAAGUCUUGAACAACGCAUCCCUUACAUAGCGAUUUGUCCUGCGAGACCUGAGAGCGUCGGAGAACAAGUCGAACAACAACCAGAGAAAAAUGAAGAUGACGAAGUUGAUUUAUUUGGUUCAGACUCAGAGGCAGAUGAUGAAGAGGCUGCUAAGAUUAGGGAAGAGCGACUCGCUGCGUAUGCUGCAAAGAAAUCCAAAAAACCAGCUUUAAUAGCUAAAUCGAAUAUUAUCCUUGACGUAAAACCGUGGGACGACGAAACGGAGAUGAAAGAAAUGGAAAAUGAAGUGCGAAAGAUUGAGACCGACGGUUUGUUUUGGGGUGCAUCUAAACUUGUACCACUUGCCUUCGGAAUUCACAAGUUACAGAUUUCGUGUGUCGUGGAGGACGACAAAGUAUCGGUUGACUGGCUAACGGAGAAAAUACAAGAAAUCGAAGAUUAUGUGCAAAGCGUUGAUAUCGCCGCUUUCAAUAAGGUGUAAAUAAAAUUAAUGAGUUGUAUCAUAAAAAACGUGUUGGCAGCGUAGUCGAAAGUAAUAAUUCGCGUGUGCCAUUUUUGCAUUCCAUUAGCCAAUUUCUGUAAACCAUAUGUGCGUGUUUCGCCUCUAUUUAGAAUCGAAUAAUAAAAAUAUUUAAAAAAUAUA
Molecule: messenger RNA, 1620 nt
Organism: Dinoponera quadriceps
Lineage: Eukaryota; Metazoa; Arthropoda; Insecta; Hymenoptera; Formicidae
Gene: eEF1delta
Product: probable elongation factor 1-delta
Exons: 9
Coding region: 139-1458 (439 amino acids)
Biological process (GO): translational elongation
Cellular component (GO): cytosol; eukaryotic translation elongation factor 1 complex
Molecular function (GO): guanyl-nucleotide exchange factor activity; translation elongation factor activity
Source: RefSeq, a predicted model, not a curated record